This is a messenger RNA of Copidosoma floridanum, 726 nucleotides long. It is a transcript of the gene Osi15, whose product is annotated as DUF1676 domain-containing protein Osi15. The record is from RefSeq and is a predicted model, not a curated record. Gene Ontology annotation, cellular component: membrane. NCBI's taxonomy places the organism in Eukaryota, Metazoa, Arthropoda, Insecta, Hymenoptera, Encyrtidae.
AUGAGAGUAGUCGUUGGGAUCAUCAGCUCGCUGGCGUGUUGCUGCUGCCUAGCGCUGGCCAGCCCGACGAGGGAAUCCAACGCUGAGAAGUUCGAGGGGAAGCUCGUAUCCCUCGUUGAUGAGCUCAAUCAAAAAGAGACCAUUGGUCUCUACGGCAACGUGGUAACAUUAGAAAGGUCUGCGGUCCCUAGGGGUGGUGAGGUUGAUCAGAGCGAGGUGGACCCAUUGGUCAGGAGAAUCGAUGAAUUUUUGAGGAGCCGUAGACUACAGAUAAGAUUUCCGAGCGAUGGUUCGUCAGCCGAUUACUUUGGGAGAGCUUUGGGUCAGAAGGAUGUUAACUUCGAGCUCAGAGGCUUGGUACAUGGCGCAUCAGAAGCCCGAACAAAGAUAAAGCGCAUUCUCCUGCCGGUACUGCUGGCUCUCAAGCUCAAAGCUAUCAUCGUACUACCAAUCAUCAUCACCAUGAUCGGUCUGAUCGGCAUCAAGGGUCUGGGUGCGGGUGUCCUGGCCCUUCUGCUCUCCGGCGCAGUUGCCCUCAAGGCUCUGCUGACGCCGCCAGUUUCGUACUCCGCUCCAGCUCGUGUUAGCUUCGCCAAGCCCUACGAGAUUCAUCACGAUCAUUGGCACCGAUCUCAGGAGGAACAACUCGUGAACCAGCCCUACCGUGCCUGGAGUCCUGAGUUCAGCAUCGAUCCUCAGUUCGUUCCUUACCAGGAUAUUCCCUGA